ACACACCCUAACAUCUCGGCCGCCGAUUCCCCAGCAAUCUCGAAUACAACGUGAGGACCGCUUCUCCCAGAAGCCUCGCCCGACUUUCCCCCAACUGCCCUUCUCUCCCCGAUAGUCCUUCCUCCCCCGACACCUCCCCUGCGCCCCGUUCCCCGCCGGCCCCUGCCCUGCCGCGGUUCCGCCCUCCGCUCCGGCGAGCGCCAGCAACCGGAAUCGCGCCGGCCGUCCUCCGUGAGCCCGGAUCUGUGACGGCAUGCCCUGAAGCGGCCGCUAGGCCUGCAGAUCGUCGACGCCGCCGCCCCCCAAGGUGCACCGGCUGCCCUCCGCUCCGGCGAGCGCCACCGACCGGAUUCGCGCCGGCCGUCCUCCGUGACCCCGGGUUCGCGCUGGCCAUCCUCCAUCCUCCGUGUCCGCCGCCGGCCCCCACCCCAAGGUGCGCCGCCGCCUUAUUCUUUCGAUUGGAGUAGCGCCGCCGGCCCUGACUGAAGCACGAAGCCUCCACAACGUGUUGCACCCACCGUGGACACGAACAAGAGUCUUAUGCUUCUCGUCUUCCACUCCACGCCUCCUCCACAUCACCGCCGGAGAUCAUGGCGCGGCUCCUCUCCUCCCCUCCGUGCGGCGAGGCGCUGAGCGCGUCCACGAUUGUGGCGGAGGCCGUGACCGGGUCGCACGUCCUCAAGAUCGAGGGGUACUCCCUGACCAAGGGACUCGGCAAUGGCGAGUUCAUCUGCUCCAGCACAUUCAGCGUGGGUGGCCAUCGCUGGUGCAUCAGGUACUACCCUGAUGGCGAUGGCUUAGACAGUGCCGAUUGGAUAUCCAUCUAUCUGCAGCACGAUGAUACCUGUAAUGCUGUGGACGCCAAGGCACAAUCCAGUUUCAGCGUCCUCGACGAGAUCGGUGAACCAGUGCCAAAGUUCAUCCAGAACGGCAAUUUGAAGGCCUACUCCGCCAAAGUUCGGUGCUGGGGUUUCGACAAAUUCAUCGAAAGGAAGGCCCUAGAGGAAUCGGCCUGCCUGAAAGAUGAUAUCCUUCGAGUCAGGUGCGAUGUCACCGUCGUAAAGGACAUCCGCACCGAGGCCACCGAGCAGUUCGUCGUCGUAACGCCAUCGAACAUCCACGUGCAAUUCGGGCGUCUCCUCCAGGCCGGAGAAGGGGCGGAUGUCACCUUCGAGGUCGCCGGGGAGACGUUCGCCGCGCACAGGUGCGUGCUGGCCGCAAGGUCGCCGGUGUUCAUGGCCGAGCUCUUGGGCCCCAUGAAGGAGAAGGCCACGAGCCACGUACGCGUCGACGACAUGGAGCCUGGGGUGUUCGAGGCCAUGCUCCACUUCAUCUACACUGACACCAUGGCAGCAGGUACGGAUAAGGGAGACGACGACGCGCCGGCGGCCGCUCAGCAUUUGCUUGUGGCGGCGGACAGAUAUGAUUUGGAGAGGCUGAAGCUGAUGUGCGAGGAGAAGCUGUGCAACUACAUUGGCACGAGCACGGUGGCGACGACGCUGGCGCUGGCAGAGCAGCAUGGCUGCCAUGGGCUCAAGAAGGCAUGUUUUGAUUUUCUCAGGACGCCGAGCCAUCUCAAGGAAGCCAUGGCUAGUGAGGGCUUUGACCAUCUGCUGAGUAGCUGCCCAUCUGUGAUCAAGGAGCUGCUGGCCAAGGCUGCUCCAUGUCCCUGAUGGCUAGCUGCAAAAUCAGGGACAAGGUGCCUAUUUUUUCGUAUGUGUCAAUCAUCGAUCAGUGUGAUGAAAGGCUGGAACACUUUCCUAUCUUAAACAAAUAUUACUAUUUUUCUUUACGUGGUUGUAAUGUGGAAUAGUAAUGCUAAUGCAUGGUUUGACGGUUGAGUCGAAACACCUGCUGAAUACUUGUACUCGCCAAA
Molecule: messenger RNA, 1876 nt
Organism: Panicum virgatum (switchgrass)
Lineage: Eukaryota; Viridiplantae; Streptophyta; Magnoliopsida; Poales; Poaceae
Product: BTB/POZ and MATH domain-containing protein 2-like
Exons: 1
Coding region: 591-1673 (360 amino acids)
Biological process (GO): protein ubiquitination
Molecular function (GO): protein binding
Source: RefSeq, a predicted model, not a curated record